AUGUCGAAGAAGAGACGACACACUUCCGCCUCCGACGACAAUCGUGCGACUGCAUCUCGUCGUUACUCUCUGCACAGCACAGCUACUGCCACUGCCACUGGCUUGGAUGUGGGGUACGCUUCUUCUAGAGCUUCUGUCCGACGGGCCAAGUCAGCCCAGUCGCGAUCUCCUCCUCCAAGGAUAUUCAUCAAGCCCAAGUUAGAGACUGUCAAUGACGAGUGUGGGCAAAGGACGUCUGUUGCAACUGCUCGUCCAACUCAGCAUGGGUACAACACCCGGGCAGCAGCGUCAGCCCUCGCGAGACCUGCUCCUCGGCGUUCUUCGUCUCUACACUAUUCAACGAGCUCAACGAAUGCCCCGCCUUCCAGAUUGCCUAGGUCUUCGACUCUUCUACGGCCUGUCAACACCAAGCUGAUCUCUGGUCCUGAUGCCAACUUGAAUAGACAAGACACGAUAGGCAAUAAUUCUUCGGUGGCUAUCAGGAAAGCGAUGAGGGCUCCUUCACCAGAGAGCAAAGAGAACAGGCCUUCUGCUCAGCUCUCGACUUCUCAUGAAAGGUCGGUAAAGCAAAGAUACACUCCUUUUAUUCGUAAACAGUCUCCACUUGUACCUAAGGAACGUCGAACGAGCCAACAAUCUCCAUCCAAGGUCUUCCUACUGCCGAAGGACGAAGGACGUCCCAAGCAUUACAAGUCCACUCUCUCACGUCAUUCAUCUGAGAGCGCUGCGGUAAUACGUCCUAAGCGAAAGACAAGUCUUGUUAGGAGAAAAACAAGCCAUACUGUCUAUCCGUCUCUCCCAUCUAUAGUGAUGGAACAUUCUCCGCCGCAGUUUGACGUUGGUUUACAAACGAACCAGCUUUCAUUAGAAGAAAAAACGAUAAGAACACCUGAUGAAGCUCUGGCUGCAUAUGCGUCUACACCUAACGCAUCUGCCGUGAAGCCGAGUCCUCGCCCGUUUCUGUUGCCUCGCAAACCAGGUACCAUGCCAUCUUCUUCCUCGAUACACAGCCUCGUCUCUCUUCCGACGCAAGUCCUUAAACACACACCGGUCACUUCUGCUUCCGGUUCGCCAUGCAUUUCCAAAGCGCGUAUUAAGACUAUCUGGACUAUGAUGGACGAAAUUAGGCUUGUCAAGUCGGGUGGUCUGCUUACGGAUCAACAUGCCCUCGUUCCCAGCUCUCAGGCUCGGGUUAUUCCACUCUUCCAGCGCUUCAGGCACGAAGCUGAUACGAACGCAUCUCCACAAGGCGUUGCUCUCGGAAGGACGCCUGUCCGUUCAGCUUCUACUCCGUAUCAUUUGCUGGCGUCAGCGGCCCGUCGCUCGAGCGCCAUACCGCCUAACGCUCUCCCACGUCUCCCAAGCCUUUCACGCGCUCUGGCCAAUGCUCUUGUUGAACAGGAAGAAGACGAAGAAGACAACUUCAUAGGCAUAGAAGAUCAACAACGAAAAGAUAGUAAUAAAGAAGACAAGCAGAAAUCCAAUAAUUGGGGGUUCAUGGACGUGAAGAGACUCCAACGUCGCUCAACAGUCUCAAACCCAGUAGUUUCCACCGAAGGUUAUAAGGUGUAUCUCAAAGGACGAAGCACGAAGCCUUCGCUUCUCUCUCGGGCGCAGACGCUUGCGAAGCUCAAGUUCUCGGGCUCGAGGAAGGUCGUGGGACGCGGCGAUCCGAAGUGGAAUUGA
This is a messenger RNA of Fomitiporia mediterranea MF3/22, 1686 nucleotides long. RefSeq lists its product as uncharacterized. NCBI's taxonomy places the organism in Eukaryota, Fungi, Basidiomycota, Agaricomycetes, Hymenochaetales, Hymenochaetaceae. The transcript has a single exon. The record is from RefSeq and is a predicted model, not a curated record. Bases 1 to 1686 code for a protein of 561 amino acids.